AUGCAAGGGGAAAGAAUCCUCAAAUCACUUCUAAACAGAGAGAUAGGUGGUCUUUAUGAGGAUACGAAGGUAAGUUGAUCAAACUUAGCUGUUUGCUAAAUCCCGGCGUUGUCAAUCAAUGGUUUCCGAUAAUCGAUAAAAUCAAUAAUAAUCAAUAAUAAUCAAUAACAAUUAAUCGAUUGGUAUUGGAAAUCGAUAAAAAUCGUUGACUUAAAGUUGUGUGAGUAUCGAUUUCUAUUGAUUUGCAUCGAUUGUUAUUGAUUAUUAUUGAUUUUUAUUGAUUAUGAAAUUUGUCAUUUUCUUAAAUAAAACGCACCAUAUGAAUGAACAAACCAUUCAGUUAUCUUUACUUGUUGUGUUUUAUGUUACAUUUGUAACAUUUUUACCCCUUAUUACUAUUAAAAGCCACUUAUAUUACUAGACUCUGAUCGUCUCGAAACAAGAACAAAAUUGUCUUUAAGCCUCUUCAGUGUCACUCUCUUCCAGCUUGUUAAUUAGUUGAGGAAAUUGUUUUUGUCUGCGCUCACUGUCAUGCUGCCUGAAUAUACGCAUGCAGGCCAAGAACAUACAUCUUGAACAUUCACCCGUGCAACCGAAAGGGAAGAUAGCAGAAUAAUUGUUAAAAGGAAAAUGUAAUGCGCUUCCAGAGUAGCAUAAAGAAGGCACUCUACAACGCUCAGAACACUUGCUUGGUAUAUUAGAGAGUGCAACAACACCAUAAUACAAAGAAUCAUAGAGGGCCAAAGAGGACCAACAAGCUCGAUUUGAAGAUGGCCGAGCUGCCCCCGAUCAUUCGUAACUCUGAAGGCAUUCCCACGUUCUCCUCUCUUCUUGAAUGCGUAGAAUAUUUCUCCGACAUUCACUUCAAAAGGGCAUUCGUGAUAGCCCUUGACUACACAGCGCACUGACAAUUCAACUUGCUUCGCCAUCUCUAGAACAAGCAAACUCCGUAACAAGUGUGUUCUGGGAAUCCCGGUUGAAGUGCAAGGAUAAAAGUGCGCAAUCGAAUUACCCAAUUACCCUGGACGUGUAAAUAUGCCCAGGACCAAUGAAGCACGCCCACGCUAACACGCGCCAGAAAGUUGCAUAAUGAAUUAUUAAUCAAUGAUUUUCUAUAGUAAUCAAUGGUAAUCAAUAGCAAUUAAGACUCCGACUGUGAGUAUCGAUUUUUAUCGAUUGGUUGCACCAAUCAAUAACAAUCAAUGGAUUGUUAUUGAUUAUUAUUGAUUGUAUUGAUUGCAAUCAAUCGAUCGGAAACCAUUGAUUGACAACGCCGGGGCUAAAUUUAAGCUGCUGAGAAAUUAUGGUAGCUUAAUUGAUGAUGCUUUGUAGCUCAGUUAGCGAAGGUACUUACGAUUUGUAAGGCUACUCACUUUCAAAAACGUUUCCUUGAAUAAAAAUUUAGUUCAUUUCAAAGCGAGCGUCUUGUUACACUCUAGCUUCAAUUGCAAGAAUCGCGCGCAUCUAUAUUCAUGAGCAGGUCAUAGAAUGAGUGUCACUUGAAAGCGAACCUCAACCUAAUAAAUUACACUUAUUUUAGACGUCUUUUUUGCCAAAGCCUCUCAUUUUUCUUAACUCCAUAUUUUAAAUGGGGUAGCCUUCACCCUUGAUAUGUUGUUUUUAAUAUUGUUUGGUGGAACUUGCAGAAUUAUCUUGCUCCACUGCAAUGUCCGCUAAAGAACAAAAAUGGCUGCCAAGCAGGAGGCAAAGCCACAGAGGAAACUGUAUCAAAGUACGCCGUUUUUUGUACGAAGUUCCUAAGGUGUGCUAUAGAGACCUUGAAAAAUGUGAAAGCCAAGGGAAAUGACCUUAUUGAUGCCUUGAAACUAGGUAAGAUGAAGCAUGUGAACAUCUUUAGUUGCUGUUUGGGAGUAAGGUCUUUUCUGAGUUCCUAAAAUAAGCUUAAUGCUUACUCUUAAAAUGGGGCCAGCUUCAAAACCUUACUAAUGAAAUUCUACUUAUUUUUAGUGCUACAUUGUCAAUGUGGUAUUUCCAGCUCAAAUGACUAUCCUGUAAGACACCUAGAUAUUUUACAUGAUCCUUACACUCAAGGGAAGUAAGAAUGUGAUUACUAUUAUCAAACAUUAGAAUAUUGACCGAAUGGUCCAUCUUACGUUGGUGAGGACAAAAGAUAACAAAGUUUGAUGUUUUAGCAUGUAAUGUUAGCUUAUUUGCAUUGAGCCAGUCCGAGACUCUGACCAGUUUGUUAUUGACCAUUUUUUCAAGAGAUUUAAGAUUUUUUUUGGCAUACAACAAAUUUGUGUCAUCUGCAAAAAGGUAAAAUGAAAAUUUCGCUUAAGAAUAAAACUUUACAACCUACUAAUGGUCUGGGACUCCCAGGUACAUACAACACAUUUCACAGUGGAAGGAAAUAGCAUUUUCAACAUGGUGUAAGCAGGGCACAACAAAGUGCUAUCUGAUAAUCCAGAGCCAGUAAGGCUUAAAUAUGGUUCAAAUAUAAGUUGUCCGAUAAGCAAACCACAUUCGCUUUAAGUGUGAGAUUAAUAGAGGGCUAUAAAGUUACAUGUAACUUGCAAAUUGUUUUGUUCAUAUUUCAGUGGGGACACUUCUCAACAACGCUUUAUCACUCCGUCAUGGAAACUACCUGAAGUUUAUUCCUUCAGUAGAUCAGCUUGCUAAAACACUUUACCUUAUUGUUGCUCAGCUCAUUGCCAAGGCACAGUUUGAAAGGGCUCUGGAUCAUGCUAAUGACCUAUAUAAAUUCAUCCAGCUUCUUAAGGCAUGGAAGAGCUAUGACAGUGAAAAGAUGGACAAGGAAAUUGGAUCACUUUGUUUACGUUCAUCUGAUUUGUUACUUCAAGGAGCUGGGAAGCUUGAGGAGACAAAAGUACUUCCAGGGGAAAGACCAUCUCACUUGUGUGUUGUGUUAGACUGGAGAAAGCUCUCAUUACUUUUUAAAGCAGAAGCAAAUGUACAUUGUUCACUAAAAUCCUUAGUGGAUAGAACUCUGAAAUGUGGAACAAAAUUUCAAGUGGAUUGUGGGCUCAAGAAUGUUGAUUUUAAAACCUUAGCAAGCUUCUUUGAAACCAUUUUUAGUGCACUCAUGAACAAGCAAGAACAACUGAUUGCAAAUGGACAAGAAUUUACAGUACUCUUAGCUGAACUUGGAUUUCAUUAUGGCAGAAUUUGUAAUAAGGCUAGAAACUCAACAGAAGCUUUGGCUGUGUUUGAUAAACUGUUGAAAAUUGCAGGAAGUGAACACCACUGCAAAAAUGGACAUUUUAAAUUACAAAUACCUUCACAAGUUUGUUGUUGCGUGUGUUUAGUCUGCAAGGCAGCUAUUUUGUUGAACUCUACUAUAAAAUCUCAAACUCAAGAAUCUCUUCAGCAGAUGUUAUUCGAAAGUAACCGGCUAAUCUCCCAGAUCCUGAAGUGUAGCACAUUACCUUCACCAAUGUUAAAAUUACUUUCAGACUCCCUGGAGUACUUCAGAAUUAAUUUGCAAAAUGAAAGUAGCAAAAAGAGUAAGGAAAAAUCACCCACUCUUUCACUGAAGACUCUCCAAGGAACAGUACAAGUGCUGCAGUCUUACAUCUCAGUCUUAUCUUUGCAGUGUGAGCGGCUUAAGUCAGAGCUGCUUAAAUCCAAACAUGACGAUAUCGUGGCACAGCUAAAACAACAGGUUCUAAAGACCACAGAACGGCAAAUGACAGUAUUUAGUUUUGUUAUUAUGUCUUCAUAUCAAGAUCAGUUGAAGAAUGAAAAAGAUGCAAAACGUUCAAUCAGGGAUUCAAGGUCAGUAGUACAGGUAUCGCAAAACUUUAAAACAGUUAACUACAGUGUACACACUUUAGUUUAAUGAAAGGAUUAUCUUGUGCUUUUAUUUCUCUUUGUUUUGGGGGAUGUUAACAGAUAAAAAUGAGUGAAAAACAAAGGGAAACAACGUGCAAAGAAAGUAGCAUCUGAUAGCCCGGGGCUAGUGGAUUUUGCCAUCGGGCUAGUGAAUUCUGUUCUUAACUUGCCCAAUGUGCAAGUAAAGUAUGUUGAGGAAUUCAACUUACAGAAGAACUGUGAAAUCAAUUCUGUUCAUCAAAAAAAUUGGGGGGCUAGUUGAAAUGACAUUUGGGCUAAUAAAUGCUAGCUUCAGCUUGCCCAAAUGGCAAGCUGUAAAAAUGACUUUCCUUGCACCCUGGGAAAUAAAAAGUAAACCAAGGAUAAAUUUGAACCAUAACAUUAUACAUGUAACACUGCUCAAACUUUUAUUGCAUAUCCAGUAUCCUCAACUCUUGCCAAUCAGCCUAACGACUCUUGAAACAAAAUUACAAAUAUCUCUAGAAUUUGUUUUUUUUGUGUUGCACACAAACGGGGAUAUACACUGUAGGCAAUAUCUCUGACAAGGUGGCAGUUUGAGGAAGAUGUACUGUAAGUAGUCUGGGUGUGGGAAGGUCCAAAGAGACUGAGAGAAAUCUAGUAAGAAUAUCUAUAAAGAAUGGGGGAAUGAAUGAAUGUACAGCUGUUGGUGGACGCUUACAGCCUGUACAAAGAACUACAGAGUCGAACGUUUUUGGGUGUCAAUCUUGAGAGAGUUUACCGUGCUGUUAAUGUUAACACAUUCUUUAUUUACACUAUGCAGAUGUCAGAUCCUUAAGGACUGUAUUCCAGUACUGGAACAAGCAAACUCUGUUAUUCAUUCUGCCCUUGAUGAUCCAGACAUCCUAUUGUCUCCAAACGAGCUCCGCUGGCUAGGUUGCAAUGUGUACAAUUUGGGCUGUGUGUCAUAUCAGAGAGAUUGCUUUACUGAAGGAGUUCCUCUGUUAGCUAUUGCUUGUGAAGAGCUGAGAGUAUGGUGCUUUGCUGGCAAGACUGAGGAGGAAAUUCUUACAAGGAUUGUGGAGGUAAUACAUGUAUGGCCUUAAGCCUUGUAAUUUUUUAACAUACUGUGUGGCAUGAAAUGUUUGCGGAAGUUUGCGAUUUUUGCGUUUUGCGGGAACAAAUUUUGCAAUUAGGAGAGAUUGGUUUUUCUUGCUGGGAAUGGAUUUUUGUGAUUUCAGAAAGUCCCAGGCCAGUCAUUGUUAAUAUUUUCCUUUGUAUUAAGUAUGCGCAAUGGAAAUAGAUACAGUGAAGAAAGUUUCAAACAAUGCUACAGUUUGUGAACCCUACGCUGUAUGUAAAACCAUGAGUAUAACAGAUUACUUUUCUUUGUCAUUCGAUUAAAGUAACAUCUGGGAUGACUGAUUGUUCUGAUGAUCGAUUGGAAGAAGUUAAGUUGGAAAAUAUUUCCCGUGGAAAAAUUUUUUACAGGAAAAAUGUGUGCUGGAAAAAUCGCAAAAAUUAGAACCCGCAAAAAUUUUGUGCCACAAGGCAAAUCAGGCAAAUGAUGUACCAUUUUGAUAAGCCCCAAUAGUGAUUAUUACCAAAUUUAUCCUUUAUAUAAUACUAGUGCUCAUCAAUCAUUGUUUUGAUAUUGUGUAUUAAAUACUUAAUGUGAUUCAUUUGUUUGCACUGUGCAUAAAAUGCCACAUUAAUAAUUUUCCUUUUUUCUGAGAAAUGGAAGCAAACACUUGUGAUGUUAACCCACCAGAUGGGUCUUACAGUAAUCUGUCCUGUCAUUCCAUCGUUAAUAAUAUAACUGAUUUCUUUUAGGUGAAGCUCCUAACAAAAUUUGCACUGCUGACUGACUGUCAGCGAUGA
This is a messenger RNA of Porites lobata, 5652 nucleotides long. The record is from the annotation of a GenBank genome assembly. NCBI's taxonomy places the organism in Eukaryota, Metazoa, Cnidaria, Anthozoa, Scleractinia, Poritidae.